AUGCUGCUGAGGCUUCUGCUGUUGAUCUGUGCACCACUCUGUGAACCAACCGAGUUGUUUCUGAAACCCAGUCCCUCCCAGACCAUAGAGGGAAACUCAAUGACCCUGACCUGUGAGAUCCAGCCUCGUCUACAGACAUCAAAAGCCCAGCUUCAGUUCUGCUUCUUCAAGGAUAAUGGGGCUCUGAAAUCGGGCUGGAAUAGCUCCCCAGAGCUUCGGAUUCUCGCCAUGUGGACUAAAGACUCAGGAUCUUACUGGUGUGAGGCAAAGACAGCGAAAGCCACCACUACAAUAAGGAGCAGGAGGUUAUGGAUACAAGUACAGAGGGUUCCUGUCUCUGAUGUGAGCUUGGAGACACAGCCCCCAGGGGGACACGUGACAGAGGGAAAGAAGCUGGUCCUUGUCUGCUCCGUCGCUAAAGGCACAGGAAACAUCACCUUCCUCUGGUACAAAGGGGCCAUGGGCUUAAAACUGGGCACAAAGACCAAGCAUGCCCUAACUGCAGAGUUUGAGAUCCUUACGGCGAGGGAGAAUGAUACUGAGCAAUAUUACUGUGCAGCUAACAAUGGCUUUGGCCUCAGUCUCAGUGGGCUGGUGAGCAUCACUGUCAGAAUUCCAGUGUCUCGCCCAGUCCUUACCCUCAGGACCACUGGGGCUCAGGCUGUGGUGGGGGACAUGGUGGAACUUCACUGUGAGGCCCAAAGAGGCUCUCCUCCAGUCCUGUACCAGUUUUAUCUCAAGGAUGUCACCUUGGGGAGCAGCUGGGCCUCUUCUACAGGAGGAGCAUCCUUCAACCUCUCGCUGACUGCAGAACGUUCUGGAAAUUACUCCUGCGAGGCCAGCAAUGGCCUGGAGGCCCAGCACAGUGAGGCUGUGCCACUCAUCAUCACAGUGCCUACAGAGAACAGAAGGGACCUUCUUACUUCAGGAGUCAUUGAGGGGCUGCUUGGCAUCCUUGGUCCCACCACUUUUGUUCUACUAUUUUGCUACUGUCUCAAGAGAAAAAUAGGAAGACGAUCAGCCAGGGAGUCACUCAGGAGCACUUCCAGCCCACUUCCCCAAGACUCCACCUAUCUCAACUCACCCACUCCAGUGCCACUGCAGCCUGUGUAUGGAAAUGUCAAUACUUUAAGUGGGGAUGAUAUUUAUUCACUGGUAUACUCUACCCAGCUGGAACAGGAAUCACCAGCAGGUGAGACACAGGAGACCCUUAGUAAGGAUAAGGUCUCCUUACCCAUCUAUUCUAAAUUGAAGAAGAUUACUGUUAUAGAUAUGGACUAUGAUGAUGCAGUGUAA
This is a messenger RNA of Orycteropus afer afer, 1296 nucleotides long. The record is from RefSeq and is a predicted model, not a curated record. NCBI's taxonomy places the organism in Eukaryota, Metazoa, Chordata, Mammalia, Tubulidentata, Orycteropodidae.